This is a messenger RNA of Penicillium verhagenii, 1803 nucleotides long. Its product is annotated as ATP-binding cassette domain-containing protein. The transcript is spliced from 6 exons. Gene Ontology annotation, biological process: translational initiation; translational termination; ribosomal subunit export from nucleus. The record is from RefSeq and is a predicted model, not a curated record. Gene Ontology annotation, molecular function: ATP hydrolysis activity; iron ion binding; ATP binding. The coding region runs from base 1 to 1803 and encodes 600 amino acids. Lineage: Eukaryota; Fungi; Ascomycota; Eurotiomycetes; Eurotiales; Aspergillaceae.
AUGUCUGACAAGCUCACCCGUAUUGCCAUUAUCAACUCGGACAAGAAAUGUCGUCAAGAGUGCAAGAAGGCGUGCCCCGUCGUCCGGUCCGGUAAACUCUGCAUUGAGGUCACCAACGAGUCGAAAAUCGCAUUCAUCUCCGAGCGCCUGUGUAUCGGUUGCGGUAUCUGUCCUAAGAAAUGUCCUUUCGGCGCCAUUCACAUUAUCAACUUGCCCACCAACCUGGAAAGCCAGGUCACCCACCGUUAUUCCGCCAACAGCUUCAAGCUCCACCGUCUUCCUACCCCCCGCCCUGGACAGGUUCUCGGUCUUGUUGGAACAAACGGUAUCGGCAAGAGUACUGCGCUGAAGAUCCUUAGUGGAAAGCUCAAGCCCAACCUCGGCCGCUACGAUAACCCACCCGAUUGGGAGGAGAUUCUGAAGUACUUCCGCGGUUCCGAGCUGCAGAACUACUUCACCAAAAUCUUGGAGGAUAACCUGAAGGCUGUUGUCAAGCCCCAGUAUGUCGAUCAGAUUCCUCGUGCCGUCAAGGGUCCUGUUAAGCAGGUCGCGGGUCUUAUCAAGAGCCGUGCCCAACUCGAAAACAUGGAUGAGAUCAUGGAUGUGCUCGAACUGAGACAGGUUGCGGACCGUGAUAUUGACCACCUUUCUGGUGGUGAGCUGCAACGUUUUGCUAUUGGUCUGGUUUGCGUGCAACAGGCUGAUGUGUACAUGUUCGAUGAGCCUUCGUCCUACCUUGAUGUCAAGCAGCGUCUUGCUGCUGCUCGUACUAUCCGAAGCCUCUUGCGCCCCAACGACUACGUCAUUGUUGUCGAGCACGAUUUGUCAGUUCUGGACUACCUUUCCGACUUCAUUUGUGUGCUUUACGGCCGUCCCGCCGUUUACGGUGUCGUGACUUUGCCCUCUUCGGUUCGUGAAGGUAUCAACAUCUUCUUGGAUGGUCACAUCCCCACUGAGAACUUGCGUUUCCGUGAGGAGUCCCUGAGCUUCCGUCUGACUGAGGCCGGUGAUGAUAUGAUCAUCGACAAGAACCGUGCUUUCAGCUACCCCAACAUGGAGAUCACAAUGGGAGACUUCCACCUCAAGGUUGACUCUGGUCGUUUCACCGACUCCGAGAUUCUCGUCAUGAUGGGUGAGAACGGAACCGGAAAGACUACCUUCUGUAAGAUGCUGGCUGGUGCGCUGAAGCCCGACGGUACCAUCUCCGUCCCCAAGAUGAACAUUUCCAUGAAGCCUCAGAAGAUCACUCCCAAAUUCCAGGGUACCGUGCGCCAGCUGUUCUUCAAGCGUAUCAAGACUGCCUUCUUGUCGCCCCAGUUCCAGACUGAUGUUUACAAGCCCCUGAAGCUUGAUGAUUUCAUUGACCAGGAGGUUCAGAACCUGUCUGGUGGUGAGUUGCAGCGUGUUGCCAUCGUCCUUGCUCUGGGUAUGCCCGCCGAUCUCUACCUGAUUGAUGAGCCUUCUGCCUACCUGGACUCUGAACAGCGUAUUAUCGCUGCCCGUGUGAUCAAGCGCUUCAUCAUGCACAGCAAGAAGACCGCUUUCAUCGUCGAGCACGAUUUCAUCAUGGCCACUUACCUGGCUGACCGUGUCAUCGUCUUCGACGGUCAGCCGUCCGUUGAUGCUCACGCCAACACCCCCGAAUCUCUGGUCACCGGUUGCAACAAGUUCUUGAAGAGCCUUGAUGUCACUUUCCGUCGUGACCCCAACAGCUACCGUCCUCGUAUCAACAAGUACCAGAGUCAAAUGGACCAGGAGCAGAAGUUGGCUGGCAACUACUACUUCCUGGAGGAAGAGAACUGA